AUGAACCAUGUACUUCACCACUUCAUUGGCAAAUUUGUGGUUGUUUAUUUUGAUGAUAUUCUAAUUUAUAGCAGGAGUUUUGAAGAUCAUCUUAAGCAUCUAAGGGCUAUUUUUGAAGUUCUACGCCAAGAAAAGUUAUAUGCGAACAUCAAGAAGUGCACUUUUUGCCACGAUCAAGUCACAUUCCUUGGCUUUGUGGCAACCAAACAUGGCGUGGAGGUGGACAAAGAGAAGGUGCAAGCAAUACAAGAAUGGCCAGUACCAACUAUAAUCGCGGAGGUGAGAAGCUUUCAUGGCCUAGCCUCUUUCUACAAGAGGUUUGUAAAGAAUUUUAGCACCAUCAUGACCCCCAUAACAGAAUGCUUAAAGAAGGAAAAGGAAUUUAAUUGGAGUGAAGCUGCCCAAAAGAGCUUUGAACUCAUCAAAGAAAAACUGACCUCUACUCCAAUACUUGCAUUGCCGAAUUUUUUGAAGACCUUUGAGGUAGAAUGCAAUGCUUCCGGAGUGGGAAUCGGGGCUGUUCUAAUGCAAAAAGGAUGUCCCAUUGCUCAUUUCAAUGAAAAGUUGAAUGGAGCUAGUUUGAACUACUCAACCUAUGAUAAAGAGUUCUAUGCUCUUGUUCGUGCCUUGGAGACUUGGCAACACUACCUCUUACUAAGAGACUUUGUUAUCCACACAGACCAUGAGUCCUUGAAACACCUAAAAGGACAAAGUAAGCUGAACAAGCGACAUGCCAAAUGGGUGGAGUUUCUUGAAUCAUUCCCAUAUGUGAUCAAGUAUAAGAAGGGACACUCUAACAUUGUGGCUGAUGCAUUAUCCAGGAGAGAAUUAUUGGUAAGGGAGGCACAUGGAGGGGGUUUUGCUGGCUAUUUCGGUGAAAUUUUGACUUUGGAAGCCUUAAAGGAGCAUUUCUAUUGGCCAAGUAUGAUGAAAGAUAUGCACAAGGUAGUGGAGAAAUGUGUGGCGUGCAAGAAGGCUAAAAGCAAGGAGAUGGCGCAAGGGCUGUAUAUGCCUCUUCUAGUUCCUAUUCACCCAUGGGAACAUGUGAGCAUGGAUUUUAUGCUUGGCUUGCCCAGAACUCAAAGGGGCAAAGAUUCCAUAUUGGUUGUUGUUGACCAGUUUUCUAAAAUGGCUCAUUUUGUUCCUUGCCAUAAAAUUGAUGAUGCUUCUCUUAUUGCUAACCUUUUUUUUAAAGAAAUUGUUAGGUUGCAUGGCAUUCCAAAAAGCAUUGUUUCAGAUCGUGAUGCCAAGUUCCUAAGCUAUUUUUGGAAGACUUUGUGGAAGAAGCUUGGAACUCGCCUCCUCUUUAGCACAGCCUGUCAUCCUCAAACAGAUGGGCAAACGAAGGUGGUGAAUAGAACUCUCUCUAACUUGCUUAGAGUUGUCAUCAAGAAGAAUUUGAAUAGUUGGGAUGAAUGCUUGGCCUAUGUUGAAUUUGCCUAUAAUCGAAGUGUGCACAGCUCAACUAAGCACUCUCCUUUUGAAGUAGUUUAUGGCUUUAAUCCAAUCACACCAAUGGAGUUAAUGCCAAUUCCUAUUCAAGAAAGAGCCAAUGUUGAUGGGAAAAAGAAGGCAAAGAUGGUGAAGUCUAUGCAUGAGCAAAGGAAGCAAGUGCAGUUUGAACCAGGUGAUCUAGUGUGGCUUCACUUGAGGAAAGAGAGAUUUCCAAAUCAAAGGAAGUCCAAGCUAUUGCCAAGAGCUAAUGGUCCAUUCUGCGUGGUAGCAAGGAUCAAUGACAAUGCCUAUAAGGUGGAUUUUCCAGAUGAGUAUAAUAUUUCUUCUACUUUCAAUGUGAGGGAUCUUUCUCCUUACUUGGAAGAUGAUUUUGAGGUUGGGAAAGAAUAUGAUUUAAGGGCAAAUCCUAAUCAACAAGUGGGAGAUGAUGUGCCACAUGAUGACAUGACAUACGAGGGCCCAUCGACUAGGUCCAAAAGCGAGCUCAUACUUUGCUUGCUUGUAUUCAGAAUUAAAGAAGUUGGGUUGGACUUAGCAAGUCCAUGGGGCAUGUGA
Messenger RNA from Hevea brasiliensis (rubber tree), 2010 nucleotides. RefSeq lists its product as uncharacterized. Bases 1 to 2010 code for a protein of 669 amino acids. Gene Ontology annotation, biological process: DNA integration. The transcript has 3 exons. Lineage: Eukaryota; Viridiplantae; Streptophyta; Magnoliopsida; Malpighiales; Euphorbiaceae. Gene Ontology annotation, molecular function: nucleic acid binding. The record is from RefSeq and is a predicted model, not a curated record.